Molecule: messenger RNA, 806 nt
Organism: Dermacentor andersoni
Lineage: Eukaryota; Metazoa; Arthropoda; Arachnida; Ixodida; Ixodidae
Source: RefSeq, a predicted model, not a curated record
CGCACGCUGCACCAUGAUGAACCCGCUGCUGACGUUAGAGGUUCUGCUGUUCUGGCUGCCUGCUGCUGAAUGCCCCUUCCCUCAAGUCCCGUCGACCGUUCACAGUGCGGAGUGCGCAGUCAACGACCGUGUGCUCAGCACGGUACUCAACGGCGCUCCGAACCUAGCCCGGAAACCACUGCUCGCCUGGCAACCCAUUCCUUCAUCGACGUCAUCAAUCACCGGACCCGCUCACUCAGCAUAUAUACCGCGACCCGCCGCAGAUCACCUGGGGCACGACACCGCACGCUGCACCUUGCUCAACCCGCCGCUGACGUUACAGGAAGGACCGUUGGUGCAGUGGGUGCCGCGGGACCUGACAGGAGGGAACGUUUGCCAAGUACGCCUCGUAAGUGGCCUAACAGGGAGCGUCAUCGAGACCUGCGCUUCACAGAGGACCGAGAGGCUGAGCGAUGGCACUCUUGUGUGCGGGAUGUCAGGCGCCGCUCAGGACCCCACUUUCUCCUGGCAUGUGGCAUGGCACCAACUAUGGCACGUUUGUGGACACUCGGACCUCCCGACUUCAACAGUGUACAACAGUGACAUCUUCCCGAUCCUUCAACAUCGCAUUUACUUACACUUGACAUCUGUGCAUAUUGUAGAUUUUCGCAUGCACUAACAACCGCAUUCUUCUUUCUUUAGAGACCUAUAAACUGAAAGGCGUGCUUUCUAUUUGACCAUGCUUGCAACAGUUGAGCAGGCCCUACAUAUCCCUAUUCAAAAAGACAAGGUGUCUCAAACUUAAAGGCUCCCAGAUUGGUUUUUGA